CAUUUACCUGCUGUGAUUUAUUUCAAAAGUAUCUCGGAAAAAGGACAGAAAAGAAGAGCCAGUAACGGUCGGGAUCUUUUCAAAACAGACAAGGGAGAAAAUAUAGAAAUCCGUCCACAAUGGUCCUGAGUCAGAGUGAUGCGGCCAAGAGCCUGACCGCUGCCGCAGCCAAGGGAAAUACGGACGAGGUCAGGAGGAUGCUAGGGCCGGAAUGCAGAGUGCACCCCGACACUGUCAAUCAAUUUGGCAAGACCGCUCUACAGGUGAUGAUGAUGGGCAACUCCAACGUGGCCAGCUUACUGUUGGAGCACGGAGCCGACCCAAACAUCACAGACCGGCGAGGAGUCUCACCGGCACAUGAUGCGGCACGCACUGGCUUCGUGGACACACUCCGGGCUCUGGUGGAGUUCGGCGCGUCAGUCAACAGGCCAGACCACACCGGCACC
Messenger RNA from Salvelinus sp. IW2-2015, 446 nucleotides. Its product is annotated as cyclin-dependent kinase 4 inhibitor D-like. The record is from RefSeq and is a predicted model, not a curated record. Lineage: Eukaryota; Metazoa; Chordata; Actinopteri; Salmoniformes; Salmonidae. Gene Ontology annotation, cellular component: nucleus. Gene Ontology annotation, molecular function: protein binding.